Molecule: messenger RNA, 2213 nt
Organism: Alosa sapidissima (American shad)
Lineage: Eukaryota; Metazoa; Chordata; Actinopteri; Clupeiformes; Clupeidae
Gene: luzp2
Product: leucine zipper protein 2
Exons: 12
Coding region: 302-1345 (347 amino acids)
Source: RefSeq, a predicted model, not a curated record
UAAAGCCAAAGAACCUCCCUCUCGCGCAGCUCACUGUGUUGCAUCUGUCCGCCACCGCGAGCAAGACAGAGAGAGAGGGAGAGUGUGAGAGAGAGAGAGAAAGAAAGAGAGAAAGAGUGAGAGUGUGUGUGAGCGCGCGCGUGUCUUCGGGGGCGUGCGUGUGCGCUAGUGAGAGAGAGCGACUGAGCAAGGCGAGAGAGCGAGCCAACAGCCAGAGAGAGGAGAAGCGUGCAGUCGAGAGGGCUAAGAGAGAGAGAGAGAGAGAGAGAGACGCGGAGAGCACCGAGAGCAACACAAAGCUAUGAAAUUCGUCCAAGCUGUUUGCCUGCUUCUUCUCUGUCCCGUUUUUAGCCUCAACACCAGCUAUGAGGGCCUGGAGAAGAAGCUGAAGGAGGUGUUCACAGAGAGAACGGGGAUCUUACGCCAACUCUCCAAAACUUCAAAGGAGCUGGACAGCAUAAAAGGAAACCUUCAGACGCUGAAGAAUGAUGACUCCGUGGCUAAGACGGAUGUGCAGAGAAUUCUGGAGCUCAGCCACAAGCAGAGGGAGGAAAUGAAGUCGCUUCAGACGGCCCUGCAGAAGCAGCUUGAUGAGGCGACGGAGAAAGCAGAGAAGCAGCAGGCUACGAUCAAGUUCCUCAAGAUGGAAAUGGAGAAGAAGACCAAGAUAAUUAAGGACCUGCAACAAGAGAACAAAAGCCUAAAGAACAAACUUCUGUCCGGCAACAAGCUCUGCGACAUCCAUGCAGAAGAGUCCAAAAAAAUCCAGGCGCAGCUGAAAGAGCUGAGGUACGGCAAAAAGGAUUUAAUUUUCAAGGGUCAACAGCUAAUGGACUUGGAAAACAAGUUACGAGUAGCCAAAGAGGAGCUGGAGAAAGCCGCGCUGGACAAGGAGUCUCAGCUCAAAGCCCUGAAGGACACAGUGCAUCUCUGCUUCUCCUCUGUUCUGCACAGCCAGACGGCAAACGGACACAGAUUCCCUGCUAACCCGACUCACCUGUUUAGGUACGCUCCACUGAUCAACAGCUCCAGAGUCACUUUUCAGCAGCCACACGCAAAGGAUAUCCCAAAAGUUCCCAGAAUCACUACAACAAGUAAAUCAUCUGUGAACACAGAAGCAAUGAGGAGAGACAGUUCAGGAGUCAAGGACUGCCAGGUGGUAAAGGUCGACGGGACCUGUUCCCAGAAUCAGACUGAGAAGGUAUCUGUGGAGACCAAAAAAAUGAUGGCUCACAGCACCCAGAAGAGCCAUGACAGAACUGGAAAUGGCAAUGCAAGAACAUCAGAGGGCGACAUGACAAUGGAGGGUGCCAUUAAAAAGACACAUCUCGACAAACACAACUGAAGGCAGACAGGAUGAAGCUGCAGAUUUUCUGCAUGGUCUGGAUGAUGUCAAAUGAAUUUAGGCCCCUUCUUUCACUCAAAAAGCAUAUAAGCACACACACAUGCACGCUGGCAAGCACACAAUUAGAUUCGCUCAGUCACACACACACACACACACACACACACACACACACACACACACACACAUACACUGACAUACAUGCAUACACAUACACACUCUCUUAAAACCAAUGUCACAUAGAAGCUCUGCUCUUGUAGAAAUGUCACUUCCCAACUUACUAAAUUUUUGAACUUUCUUGAUUAAAUAAGCAGCAUAGUACUAUGGCAUGCAUACUAGACUUAUAGGUUUUUUAAAGGUUGCAAUGGUAUUGGUAAUUUUGUUUUAUAAAUGUUCAUUUCUUUGUUAACUCCUUAAUUUUUUUAAGUGAGGACACCACUAUAUUAAUUUGUGAUGUUUAUAAAUAAACUACUCUUGUCAACUGGUUCAACCUAGAUUUUCAGUGCUGAUACUGCUCUCUCUCUUAUCAAUUAAGAACUGUUCUGCAAAAUUGAAAACAAAAAGUAUGGUUUCUCACGCAUCGUAGCAAAGGUUGAUUUAUUCCCUGUUCCAUUUUCCAAAGUACGUAGGCUCAAGUUGGCUGGCCAACUUUCACCAUUGAAUAUUCCUGAGCUCUUCCUUCCUUGUUGGUGUCAGAGGUGAAGAGCUAAAGACUCACAGUGAGUCGUUUUCCCUGAGAAUGAUGUGCCAUGCACUGAGUAUUAAUCUUCGCUACAUCUGUCUCUAUCUCUACUUUUCUGUGUCCUUUCAAUAAACCGUGAUUUUUUUGGUAAAUGUGUAAAGAAUAAAUGGUUCUUUGUGGAGAAAGAAA